ACGCCAAGGCUUGUCAACAUCUCAACGUUGCAUCCCUUAAUUCUCACGUACCUCGUACUGACAUCUGCAACUUUUCUCGUGAACGAUCCCUCAAAUUUCCUGCUUUGAGUUUGAGGUCACAGUGAUACGGAUGUCCCAUAGAAAUGUUCAGCACUCAAGAAUCGUUGCAGCCGAGCCCCCCUCCCUACUCCCAUUCUUCAUCUCUAGCAUAUCUCCUCUUCUGCCUUCCGGCUUCUGUAUCGCGACUGCCGCCUCUCUCGUCUUCUUCGACGUCGAUCUCGCUUUUCUCGUCGGUACAUAACAGAGUACAGCCUGUCCAGUCUGUAGCCGGGCAAGGUUGCGCGCCCAAAGUAUCAUUCGACACCUUCGAAAACCCUGCUGCGUUUAUGCUUUCGUUCACCCUGCACAGUGUAAUCAGAUGGAUACGCCAGAAACAGAGUGACGAGAAUAUUCCUUUGUGCAUCCUGUACGAAAGCUGGCGUUAGGCCCUGGACUAGCCAUUGGAAGCUUGGCGCAGGACAGUGACAAAUUAAUUUAAAAGUGUCGGUCGAUUCAGACCAUUUGCUGAUAAUAAAGUCGUUUGACGCUCAUCGGAGAAUUUUUUUAGAUACGGUGCCA
Messenger RNA from Suillus subaureus, 618 nucleotides. RefSeq lists its product as uncharacterized. NCBI's taxonomy places the organism in Eukaryota, Fungi, Basidiomycota, Agaricomycetes, Boletales, Suillaceae. The transcript is spliced from 3 exons. The record is from RefSeq and is a predicted model, not a curated record. The coding region runs from base 144 to 485 and encodes 113 amino acids.